UAGACAUUUCUAACCUUUAUUUUCCUGCUAUUUCACGAAACAUCUUCCCCAUUCCUUCCAUAAUAGCAGCACAAGCCAGAAAAAAGAACAAGAAUCUCCUAUACGAGGAAAAGCACGAUCUCUUAUUUUUCCCUUAUCAUACCAAAUAAACUUAUUUGUUGUGAUUGCUGCUUGUUAUUGGUGUACCGCUUGAACCUGAUGCUUUCACGGACUCAGUCCCCUACUUUGUUGCAGAGAUUCAUUUCAUCCACUCGACCAGGAUAUUGAUACCGUCUUUUUAUAUACAUAUUUGACCGGAAGUUUACUAUAUCAACUCGGUUAUUAUUCUGGUGAAUUUUCUGUUGCUUCUUCUUUAAGAUUGCUUUAAUCGAGACUUGGUUUGCUCUCACCGCCUUUUUAGUCUCAGACUGAAUUCGACUUAGUGCACUCCUAUGGCUUCUCUCGCUCCAGCUUCUCAAUUUAAAUCCCGUUUUAGCGAGCUCCGUAUCAGAGCAUCUCGUCAAUAUCCUUCCAUUGUACCCAGUUUCAUCGGCAAUCCAAAAUUUGGCACCUUUUUCUUGUCCAAAAGGUUAUCUUUGCAAAUUCGGGCUCCAAAUGGGACUUCGAAGGUGCCCAGGAAGGCUGUUGUUUCUGCAACAACGGCUGAGAAACCCAAGAAACGUUAUCCGGGUGAGUCGAAGGGGUUUGUGGAGGAGAUGAGGUUUGUGGCCAUGAAGUUGCAUACCAAAGAGCAGGCGAAGGAGGGUGAGAAGGAAGUCAAGGAACCCGAGGAACAACGCGUGACCAAGUGGGAACUCACAAUUGAUGGAUAUUUGCGGUUUCUAGUGGAUAGCAAAUUGGUUUAUGAUACGCUGGAGAAGAUAAUUGAAGAUGCUGCUUAUCCUUAUUAUGCUGAAUUCAGAAAUACAGGAUUGGAAAGGUCUGCUAGUUUAGAAAAGGAUUUGCAGUGGUUCCGUGAACAAGGGCAUACCAUUCCUGAACCUUCCACCCCUGGUCUAACCUAUGCACAGUAUCUUAAGGAGUUAUCAGAGAAUGAUCCCCAGGCCUUCAUUUGUCACUUUUACAACAUCUACUUUGCCCAUACAGCAGGUGGUCGAAUGAUUGGUAGGAAGGUGGCUGAGAAGAUACUCAACAACAAGGAAUUGGAGUUCUAUAAAUGGGAUGGUGAUCUUUCCCAGCUACUGCAGAAUGUGAGAGACAAGUUGAAUAAAGUUGCUGAAGGAUGGACUCGGGAGGAGAAGAAUCAUUGCCUGGAAGAAACAGAGAAGUCAUUCAAAUUCUCGGGGGAGAUUCUGCGUUUAAUAUUAUCAUGAUGUAAUUAUUGCUCAGUCAUUAUCCACUUAAUCAUGUUUAACCAAUGGCGUAAGCCAACAACAGUGUGAAAUGUAUGAUCAUUCCGUCUUCAAUUCCACAUUUCCAUGUUAUCAACUCGUAA
Messenger RNA from Neltuma alba, 1435 nucleotides. Its product is annotated as heme oxygenase 1, chloroplastic. NCBI's taxonomy places the organism in Eukaryota, Viridiplantae, Streptophyta, Magnoliopsida, Fabales, Fabaceae. Gene Ontology annotation, molecular function: heme oxygenase (decyclizing) activity. The transcript has 4 exons. The record is from RefSeq and is a predicted model, not a curated record. Bases 432 to 1313 code for a protein of 293 amino acids. Gene Ontology annotation, biological process: phytochromobilin biosynthetic process; heme oxidation.